Dothidotthia symphoricarpi CBS 119687 is the source of this 1015-nucleotide messenger RNA. Its product is annotated as small nuclear ribonucleoprotein U2, A. The record is from RefSeq and is a predicted model, not a curated record. Gene Ontology annotation, cellular component: U2 snRNP. The transcript is spliced from 5 exons. Gene Ontology annotation, molecular function: protein binding; U2 snRNA binding. Gene Ontology annotation, biological process: mRNA splicing, via spliceosome. Lineage: Eukaryota; Fungi; Ascomycota; Dothideomycetes; Pleosporales; Dothidotthiaceae. The coding region runs from base 1 to 738 and encodes 245 amino acids.
AUGAGGUUAACGACGGACCUGAUCAACAACUCCCUCUCCUUCAUCAAUCCUCUUACGGAGCGUGAACUCGAUCUGCGAGGCCACAAGAUUUCUGCCAUCGAGAACAUGGGAGCUGCGCGAGAUAACGAUGCAAUCGACCUCACCGACAACGACAUCGCACAACUCGGCAACUUUCCGCUGCAGCCCCGCCUCCGAACACUCUUCCUCGCGCAGAACCGCAUAGCAAAUGUCCAACCGAACCUGUCGACGAGCAUACCGAACUUGAAGACGCUGGUUCUCUCUAAGAACAGGAUCGCGGAGCUGUCUGAUCUGGACCCUCUGGCGGGGUUCAAGCAGCUUGUCUACCUGUCAUUGAUGCACAACCCGGUUACGAGCAAGGAGAACUACCGCUAUUGGGUCAUCUGGCGCUGCCCCUCCGUUCGCUUUCUCGACUUUGUCAAGGUGCGCGACGUUGAACGCAAAAAGGCUAAAGAGCUCUUCGGAACAUCAGAAGAGCCAACAGAUCUUGCGAGCAAGAUCAUGGGCGUCAAGUCCAAGGGAUUUGUGGUCCCGAGCUUCGAGAACGGCGCCGACGACUCGACUAAGGAGCGCAUCUACACGGACGACGAGAAGAAGCGUAUGCGAGCUGCUAUCCAGGCCGCGAGCAGUCUGGCAGAGAUGGCAAGACUCGAGAAGGACUUCUCUGAGGGACGGAUACCAGCGUACAUUCUCGAGGGUGGAGACCCUAUGGAGACAUAGUCUGGGGAGUCCCGUGGUACGAGAACUAUCCACUCAGAAGAGGUCGAGACUCACAGCGGAAACACGUUGGCCGAACGCAGGCGCGUGGGAUUGAAGCACGAGCUCUAUUGGAGACGAAUUUAGUGUUGGAUUUAGUGGCGCUCUGAUGCAAGAUUUGAGUUGCAUAUUAGACAUACUAGCUGCAGCAUGUGGAAGGAUGGCACGCAGAAACCGCAAAAAUGCACAAAGCGAAUCGAAUAACUCAACGAACUGGAAACAAUGCAAAUUUUUGAACUUG